AUGAAGAAUGCGUUGGUGUCCCACAUCGUCCCACACAGCCACAGUCUUGGUCUCACAUCUGGGGAGUCAGGAUCUGUGCUGCUGUGGAGCUCAGGAGUCCAUCUGGAAGACAGAAACCGUCCAGCUGAGGCUGAUGGUGAGUUCAGGUUGGUGGGAGGAAGCUCUGGCUGUUCAGGUGGACUGGAGCUGAAACACCUCGGAGAAUGGAGACCAGUGGACGACCUCUACUGGAACCUGAAGCAGACUGCAGACUCGGUGCGGCUUCUGAAUGGAUCCAGUCGUUGUUCAGGCAGACUGCAGGUGAAGACUAACCCGUCUGACCAGACCUGGUCCUCAGUGUGUGAAGCAGACCUGGACCUGCAGGAUGCACAGGUGGUGUGCCGGGAGCUGGGCUGCGGGGCUCCUUCAGUCCUGCAGGGGGCGGUCUAUGGAGACGUGCAGACUCCAAGGUGGAGCCCAGAGUUCCAGUGUGGAGGCCAUGAGUCUGCUCUGCUGGACUGUAGAAGCUCAGGCUCGGCUAGAAGCAGCUGCUCACCUGGUAAAGCUGCUGGACUCACCUGCUCAGAGGUCGAUGAGAUCAGGUUGGUGGGAGGAGCCAGUCGCUGUGCAGGAAGUCUGGAGCUGAAAUAUCUUGGUGACCAGAGACCUGUGGAGAAGUAUGGCUUCACCAUGAAGACAGCAGCUCUCAUCUGUGAACAUCUGAACUGUGGCUCCGCUGUUUCUGUGCAAGCAAGUUAUGUGUCAGUUCAAUCUGUAUGGAGAAUCGACUCAGGAUGUUUUCAAUCUGGAUCUGAUCUGUGGAGCUGUGUGUCAUCAUGGGUCUUCUCUGACACCAUGAAACUCACCUGCUCAGACUCGGUGCGGCUGCUGAAUGGAUCCAGUCGUUGUUCAGGCAGACUGCAGUCUGGUAGUGUUUCAACUAUCUUCCCCAUGACCCAGGAGUUGCGAGGGGAGGAACUGUCCACCAAGAGCACAACAUCGCCUGCCAUGAAGUUUCUUCUACGCUUCAGCCAUUUCUGUCGCUCCUGA
Molecule: messenger RNA, 1029 nt
Organism: Salarias fasciatus (jewelled blenny)
Lineage: Eukaryota; Metazoa; Chordata; Actinopteri; Blenniiformes; Blenniidae
Product: scavenger receptor cysteine-rich type 1 protein M160-like
Exons: 9
Coding region: 1-1029 (342 amino acids)
Biological process (GO): zymogen activation
Cellular component (GO): plasma membrane
Molecular function (GO): serine-type endopeptidase activity
Source: RefSeq, a predicted model, not a curated record